ACCCACACACACAACACACAAUACAAUUCAUUUUUUUUUUAGAUUCCCAAACCUAUCUCUCACUCACUCCUCUCUCCAAACCCUAGCCCUACAUCCUUUGAUCGGCGGCGACUACGAGCAGCAGCGGCCUGCAGCGGCGGUGAGCGACUGAGGUCUCCAAGAUACAAAACACAAUAUGUUCAAAUAAAUUGUGCCAUUUAUGUUUCUAAACGUAAUCUGAAGAAUAUGAGCAAUUCGAUAGGCCAUAACUUGAUUCACCAUAAUUUGCUUGCUCUUGUGGUGCUAGAGCAUCAAAGUAAGAUCAAUUCCUCUUGCAUUUCUGGUUACAAUUUGUUUCAAGUUCAGGCAAAUUCACAGAUUCGAAAGUCGCAUAUCACUUCCAAAUUCUGGGGAAAAUGUCUGAAUUUUCGAAAAACGAAGUUGCCAAUGGGAACAAAUCGAGUGAUUUCUGUUUUUCCUCAGUCUGUGUUAGCCACCGAUCCAACUUCUAAGGCUUCAAGGAAAUCCAAUAUGCUUGAAUACCAACUUGGUCCUGUUCUGUGGACCUCAGAAUGAAAAUGAAACUGUCAGUCAUACCCCAAGCGCAACAAACUCUAAUGAUAAUUGUCUGGUGCAAUCAUGCCCUUAUGAAUAUGCCCCAAACUCACCAUGCUUCUGUGCUAUGCCUCUGAUCGUUGGAUAUUGGUUGAAAAGUCCUGGAUUCAGAUAUUUUGAGCCGUACUGGGUUCCAUUUGAGAUGUA
This is a messenger RNA of Camellia sinensis, 741 nucleotides long. The record is from RefSeq and is a predicted model, not a curated record. NCBI's taxonomy places the organism in Eukaryota, Viridiplantae, Streptophyta, Magnoliopsida, Ericales, Theaceae.